This is a messenger RNA of Juglans regia (Persian walnut), 3535 nucleotides long. RefSeq names its product wall-associated receptor kinase 2-like. Bases 774 to 3086 code for a protein of 770 amino acids. The record is from RefSeq and is a predicted model, not a curated record. Lineage: Eukaryota; Viridiplantae; Streptophyta; Magnoliopsida; Fagales; Juglandaceae. Gene Ontology annotation, cellular component: plasma membrane. The transcript has 3 exons. Gene Ontology annotation, molecular function: calcium ion binding; polysaccharide binding; ATP binding. Gene Ontology annotation, biological process: protein phosphorylation; cell surface receptor signaling pathway.
AACAUAACUUAGUAAUUCAAUAGAGGAGAUCACAAGUCUAUAUAUGUAUAUCUUUCUUCUUUAAAGAAGAAUAUAUUGUUUCAAGUUCUUAAGAAAGGCGUAGAGCAAAUGAUCAAGAGAAAGCGAGGCAGCUGAAGGAAGUGGCUAAUAAUUCUAUUGUGCUCAAGUGGGAGAGGUGAUGCAUAUUCAUAUAUAUCAAGAAACCUAUCUUCUUCUCAGAUAAUUUUCCCUGAAAAUGGAGACUAAUUAAAACUGUAUUUGAAACUGUACUGUUCCUUGUAGUUUUUGGCUGCUUCUUUUCUGUGUCUAACGUGUCUUAAGUCCAAUGAUUUGUUUAAGGAGGUUAUAACUGCCGGUGUUUUUAUUUGCUUCUGGUGAUCUCAUGAUCUAUAACUCGAGCUGCAUGUUUGUUCUUUCCCAAUUAUCAUCCAAUUAAUCAUGUUGCUGCAUGUUUGUUCCUAUAUAUGAUCACCUGUUGCGUACGUCCAAUUAAUCAUGUGUUAAUGCUGCUAUAAUUAAUGUACAUGCAUGGUCUGUUUGCUUUGCUAUAUAUGUUUUGUUCGAUGUACGUACAGGCCGCUCCUUGUUAGUACUCUUCGCCAUUAGUCUCUAUAUCAUAUGUUAAUUAUGUCUGUCUAGGCUCUUUGGUUAGAGAUCUUAAGAAAGCUCGGUGCCUUUAUGUGGGCCGGCUUUCAAGUUCCAAUUGCUUGUACAAUAUACUUGGCUAUUAAAUCAUUAUUAAUAUAUGUAUUCAUAUAUUUCAAGAUGCUUGUAUGGACACAUGUAUUUCUUGCGUUUUUGCGUUGGAUGAGAACUCUAAGUACUCAUCCCAAGUCUCGCUAAUGGUACCUAAUUCACUCCUACAGAGGAGAUCAUUUACAGUUGUAUACAGCGCAAACAGCAGAGUCCCGGAAAAGAAAGCCAUGGAUUUGCGUGGAAAGCUUCUGCAACUACUGCUACUUGGGUUCGUAAUUCUAGCAGCAACAGCAGCAUCUAUUCCGAACUCAAUCUGCGAACGUAUGUGUGGAGAAGUAGAAAUCCCCUACCCGUUUGGAACAAGCGAGGGCUGUUACCUUGACAAACCUUUUCUCAUCACGUGUAACCACUUGUACUCUCCUCCAAAACCAUUUCUGGACGUUGAUUUACCUGUUGAGGACAUAUCACUACCAAAUGGUGAACUCCGAGUCUCAAACCCCGUAGCCCUCCUUUGCAAACGUGACCAACCCAUUUGCUUAAGUCCUUAUUGCAGGAGGCCAACUGUGGACUACACCGACAUCUCUGCCUUGCUUAAUUUGUCAAGUUUUCGCAUCUCAGAAACCAGGAACAUGAUCACUGCUGUUGGUUGUGAUGUUUAUACGUAUAUUCAAGGUACAGAUCAAGGACAGAAGGGCUUCACCACUGGAUGCUUAUCACUCUGUGAUAAAAAUCUCAACGUGGUUAACGAGUCUUGCUCUGGCAUUGGCUGCUGCCAGACUUCUAUCCCAAAAGGAGCAACGGGGUAUAUUUUGAACGUACGGAGCUUGAGCAACGACACCUUACCUGGUGGCAAUGAUCUAUGUGGUUACGGCUUUAUAGUGGAUGAACAAGCAUACAAAUUUUCCUCCUUAGAUUUCAGAAACUUAAAGAAUAGGACGACUGUACCUCUGGUGCUUGAUUGGGCAAUUGGAAAUAAGACAUGCAAAGAUGCUCAGAAAAAUAAGACAAGCUAUGCAUGUAAGGCAACGCAUAGUUAUUGUUACGAUUCCACCAACGGCCCUGGUUAUCGUUGCAAAUGCUCCUCAGGUUAUCACGGGAACCCAUACCUUCCUGAUGGACAAGAUGAUAGUUGCCAAGAUAUUGAUGAGUGCAAGCAGGACCAUUGGAAACUAGCUUGCAAUGCCAAUGCAACAUGCAUCAACACUGAUGGAAAUUACACAUGUGCUUGUCCCAAGGGAUACGAAGGCGAUGGGAGGAUAGACGGAACAGAUUGCAGGCCUAUAGUAAUUGGCCAAUCUAAUAAUAAGAUCAUUAGCAUUGCAUUGGGUGUCAGCAUAAGCCUCUUAGUGCUCCUUGUGGGAACCUCCUGGGUGUAUUGGGGACUCAAGAAAAGAAAACUCAUUAAACUCAGAGAGAAGUGGUUUCAGCAAAAUGGGGGCUUAAUGUUACAACAACGACUCCAACAUCACACAGGAUCUAUGGAUACAACAAAAAUCUAUAGUGCAGAAGAACUUAAAAAGGCAACCGACAAUUACAACAAAAGUAAUAUCCUCGGUCAAGGAGGUUAUGGAACUGUUUACAAAGGAGUGUUGGCAGAUAACAAAGUGGUUGCUAUUAAAAAGUCCAAAAUUGGUGAUCAAAGUCAGAUAGAGCAAUUCAUAAACGAGGUAGUUGUGCUUACUCAAAUCAACCACCGGAAUGUUGUCAAAUUGUUAGGUUGUUGUUUGGAUACCGAAGUUCCCUUACUAGUCUACGAGUUCAUCACAAAUGGGACACUUUCUGACCAUAUUCAUGAUAAAAGUCGGUCAUCCUUACUCUCAUGGGACAAUCGUUUGAAGAUAGCUACAGAAACUGCAGGAGCCCUUGCAUAUUUACAUUGUGAAGCUUCUAUGCCAAUUAUACAUAGAGAUGUGAAAACUGCAAAUAUACUUUUGGAUGGUAACCACACAGCAAAAGUAUCUGACUUUGGAGCUUCAAGACUUGUUCCUCUGGAUCAGACACAAUUAACUACGUUGGUGCAAGGAACGUUUGGGUAUUUGGAUCCAGAAUACUUUCGUACUAGCCAUUUGACGGAAAAAAGUGAUGUCUAUAGUUUUGGUGUUGUUUUAGCAGAAUUAUUGACAAGUAAGAAAGUAAUUUCAUUCGUUAGGCCUGAAAGUGAGAGAAAUUUGGCUACAUAUUUUGUUUCUAUGGUAGAAGAGGAUCGCCUAUUGGAAAUUCUUGAUGAUCACAUCUACAAUGGGAGUAAUGCUGAGGAACUAAAAAAAGUUGCUAAUGUUGCAAAAAGAAGCCUUAGUGUUAAAGGAGACGAUAGGCCCACUAUGAAAGAAGUGGCAGUGGAACUGGAUGGAUUUAGAAUUAAGGAAAAACAUUCAAGGAAAGAAAGCUAAUCGCAACACAGAUAACGGGUAUGAGUAUUUUCUUCAUCCAUCCACACACUCUUCAAGCAUCGAUGUUAGCACUGGUUAUUCUUCCACAAGUACCAUUGAUAGCAUGGGAAAUCAAGCACUAACACCAACAGAUGAUGGCAGAUAAUCCAUUUUUCUUUUAAGCCACAAUCAGGCAGCAUGUUCCUCCAAGUCAACGGAUGAUGGUAGAUUAAUUAUUUCGGUCUCUUUGCACAUGCAGUGUUUAAGUUAUCUCCAUAUAGAUCUUUUUGUAUGUAAAAUUUUUUCUCUCAUGGUCUGCUUUGUAUUAUUGGGAGCUUUUGUAUGUAUGAGUGAGCAAGUCUAGUACUGCUCAAUUAGGUGUGUGCUUUGAGGAUCCUUUCAUCGUGUGUUCUAAGUUUUUAUUUGUGAAUUAUGGGUAGAUUAAUUAAUGUAACUUAAAUAUUUGUGCA